This is a messenger RNA of Lipotes vexillifer (Yangtze River dolphin), 2639 nucleotides long. It is a transcript of the gene LAMP2, whose product is annotated as lysosome associated membrane protein 2. The transcript has 9 exons. Gene Ontology annotation, biological process: protein targeting to lysosome involved in chaperone-mediated autophagy; cellular response to starvation; autophagosome maturation. NCBI's taxonomy places the organism in Eukaryota, Metazoa, Chordata, Mammalia, Artiodactyla, Lipotidae. The coding region runs from base 142 to 1377 and encodes 411 amino acids. Gene Ontology annotation, cellular component: lysosomal membrane; autophagosome membrane; late endosome membrane. The record is from RefSeq and is a predicted model, not a curated record.
UCUUAUGACCGGUGCUGAAGCGCCGAGUCCUGGGUUUUGCAGCGUUGUGGUCGGUGGUCAGCGGCGCCCUUCCCCCGGUUCCGCGAGGCCUUUCUCUGCUGUCGCUGCACUUGUCGCCGCAGCAGCCUGCUCUGCGGGAUCAUGGUGUGCUUCCGCCUCGCCCCGGUUCCGGGAUCCGGGCUCCUUCUGCUCUGCCUCGUCCUGGGAGCUGUCUCGUCUUAUGCAUUGGAACUUAAUUUGACAGAUUCAGAAAACGCCACUUGCCUUUAUGCAAAAUGGCAGAUGAAUUUCACAAUACGCUAUGAGACCACAGACAAACAUAAUAAAACUGUAACCAUUUCAGACCUUGAUGCUGCAACAUACAGUGGAAGCUCUUGUGGGGAUGACCAGAAUGGUCCCAAAAUCGCAGUGCAGUUUGGAUUUGGUUUUUCCUGGAUUGUGAAUUUUACAGAGGAGAUGUCUUUUUAUUCAAUUGACAAUAUCUCAUUUUCCUACAACACUAGUGAUAACACAACAUUUCCUGAUGCGAAAGAAAAAGGAAUUUUUACUGUUUCUAACCAUGUGGCAUUCAGAGUUCCAUUGAAUGACAUCUUUAGAUGCAAUAGUUUAUCAACCUUAGGAAAGAAUGAUGUUGUCCAGCACUAUUGGGAUGUUCAUGUACAAGCUUUUGUCCAAAAUGGCACAGUGAGCACAAAAGAGUUUUUGUGUGAUAAAGAUAAAACUUUAACCACAGUGCCGCCCAUCGUUCCCACCACUGUGCCAUCUCCUACUACAACACCCUCGCCAAAGGAAAAGCCAGAGGUUGGAUCCUAUUCAGUUGUAAAUAGCAAUGGGACAUGUCUUCUGGCUACCAUGGGGCUGCAGCUGAACAUUACUCAUGAUAAGGUUGCUUCGGUUAUUAACAUCAAUCCCAACACAACCAACUUCACUGGCAGCUGCCAUCCUCAAACUGCUCUACUUAGGCUGAGCAGCAGCAGCAUCAAGUAUCUGGACUUUGUCUUUGCUGUGAAAAAUGAAAACCGAUUCUAUCUAAAGGAGGUGAACGUCAGCAUGUAUUUGGUUAACGGCUCUGUUUUUAGCAUGGCAAAUAACAAUCUCAGCUACUGGGAUGCCCCCCUGGGAAGUUCUUAUAUGUGCAACAAAGAGCAGACUGUUUCAGUGUCUGGAGCAUUUCAGAUAAAUACCUUUGAUCUAAGGGUUCAGCCUUUCAAUGUGAUGGAAGGAAAGUAUUCUACAGCUCAAGACUGCAGUGCAGAUGACGACAACUUCCUUGUGCCCAUAGCGGUGGGAGCAGCCUUGGCAGGAGUGCUUAUUCUAGUGUUGCUGGCUUACUUUAUUGGUCUCAAGCGCCAUCAUGCUGGAUAUGAGCAAUUUUAGAACCUGCAGUCUGAUUGAUUAUAUAAAAAUACAUGCACAUAACAAGAUUUUCUUCCCUUUCAGUUUUGAAAUACUUUGUUCUUUUAGAUUGAUAUAUUGAAACUUUAAUUCUUAAAUCAGUCCCAGCAUUUUGAGAUAAUUCUUUAUUAAUAAAAACCGUUAAUAGAACAGCAUAAAUUUUUUUAAAAAUGUUGUAUUUACUGGUCCUGAAGACAAACUUGUUGAAAAGAACAUCGGUGUGCAGUGUUUUAAGGUCUAUCUUAAGAAGCCUUGGCCACAUUUUGAUUCUAACUCAAGAUGCCUUAAACUUAUUAACAUGGCCAUUAUGAAGAUAAAAUAUGUAGUUGUCUCCUAAUGGAAUUAAUAAAUAUUGUUUCACUACCGAUGUUCUGUUUCAGUGUAUAAGAAUUAUCCUGAUUUAAGCUCAUCGCAGUGCCUUUGCAUAUAGUUCAUUAAAUAAAUGUUGAUGUGGCAUAAAUGCCCAUCAGAUGCUUAAGCUUGGUUUUCAGUUGAAUGUCCUCAGGACCAUCAGUAUUUUUUAGGUUAUGUGACUUUCUUUGAAGAUGAAGUCAGUAUCUUUGGCUUGUGAUUUUUCCCUAGGUAAAAAACAGACCCAAGAGGCUGCAACAGAGCUUCAACUGGCUUCAGAAUUAGAGUUUUCAAAAAACUUUCUUUUUCAGCAAUAAUAGACAGAAAGGAUUCAAGCAUAUUUAACCACUUGCCUUUUAAAAAAUGUUUCUCUCUUCCUUGGAUGCCUGAUUAGCAUUGCAAGACAGAAAUAUUCUAUGAACUAAUUAGGAGAGAUUGUGUUGUGUUUCUCUACCUCAUCUUGUUGGUCUCUAGAGCAUUAAAAUCUAUUUAGUGUUGUCAUCAGACUGGUACUUAUGAGCUGUAAGCAGCAGCAAUCUCAGAAGGGAGGCAGUGAAGCAAAGCAGCAACUCGGCUCCUGCCUUUUCCAAGACGGCCCCCUGUGGGGCAGAGCAUAGAUGGGGUGUAGACAGAAGCUGUUGGCAUGAAAAUGAGCUAGAUAUUCAGCCCCAGUUGAAGCACGCUCCAUGUUAGAAGUGCAGCACAGAUAUUGAAUGUAUAGACAAAUAAGAAGGAAGCUUAAUCAGUAGACUCGAGAAUUUCACAUGGAAGUGAUUAUUUUAUUAAUUCAUUCUGUGUCUAUAUUGGCUUGUUCAGAAUUUUUGUAAUUCACUGAUUACAGCAUUUUGGUAUCCAGCUAUCAGUCUCUGAAGGCUUUCAGUAAAAUACAGUAA